AUGCGCUUUACGAGUGACGGGCGUGAAUCGGUUUCAGAGAAAGGGGAGAAAAAAAAAGCAGAAAAAGUCGGCGCGUCUUUGCCAGAAUGUGCAGAAUGUGUCUUUGUGCUUGCCCACGCUCGGAGCCCGGCUCCCGUGUAUGGGGCCGCUCCGGGAGGCCCGCCAGACUCGCCCGCCCAUGUCUGCCCGGUUCUCUUUCAGUCGGAGGUGUCCUGGAUACCCAACAAGCACUACUCAGGUAUUUACGGCUUGAUGAAGCUGACGCUGACCAAAGCGCUGCCCGCCGACCUGUCCAAGGUCAUCGUCCUGGACACGGACAUCACCUUCGCCACGGACAUCGCCGAGCUGUGGGGCAUCUUCAGGAAGUUCACAGAUAAGCAGGUGAUCGGGCUGGUGGAGAACCAGAGCGACUGGUACCUGGGGAACCUCUGCCCCGUCUGUCUGCAGGACAUCUUCAACGCCUUCAUCAAGCAGAACCCGGUGCUGGUGCACCAGCUGCCCUGCUUCUGGAACGUGCAGCUGUCCGACCACACGCGCUCCGAGCAGUGCUACACCGAGGUGUCCGACCUCAAGAUGUUCCAAUCUGGGCCCCGCCAGAUCUUCCUACCAGGCAGCAGCUCCUGGGCCUCCAGAUGUUCCCAUCUGGUUCCUGACAGAUUUUUCCAUCUGGGUUCUGCCAGAUAUUCCAAAUUGGUCCCCCCAGAUGUUCCCAUCUGGUCCCCCCAGAUGUUCCCAUCAGGCAGCAGCUCCUGGUUCCUCCAGAUGUUCAGCUGCUGUUCGGACAUCUUCAACGCCUUCAUCAAGCAGAACCCGGUGCUGGUGCACCAGCUGCCCUGCUUCUGGAACGUUCAGCUGUCCGACCACACGCGCUCCGAGCAGUGCUACACCGAGGUGUCCGACCUCAAGAUGUUCCCAUCCGGUCCCCCCAAAUGUUCCAAUCUGGUCCCUCUAGAUGGGAACAUCAGUCAGCAGCUCCUGGUCCCCCCAGAUGUUCCCAUCUGGUCCUCCCAAAUGUUCAAUCUGGUCUCUGCCAGAUGUUCCCACCUGGUCCCCCCAGAUGUUCCCAUCUGGUCCCUGCUAGUUGUUCCCAUCAGGCAGCAAAUCCUGGUCCCCCCAGAUGUUCCCAUCUGGUUCCUGCCAGAUGUUCCUAUCUGUCAGCAGCUCCUGGUCCCCCCAGAUGUUCCUAAAAUGGUCCCCCCAGAUGUUUCCAUCAGGCAGCAGCUCCUGGUUCCCCCAGGUGUUUCUAAAAUGGUUCCUGCCAAAAGUUCCCAUGUGGGCUCUGCCAGAUGUUUCCAUCUGGUCCCUCCAGUGGUUCCCAUCUGGUUCCUUCCAGAUGUUCCCACCAGUCAGCAGCUCCUGGUUCCUCCAGAUGUUCAGCUGCUACUCGACUUCAGCGUGUGGGGCCUCCGGAGGGCCGCUCCGGCCUGGGCUGCUCCGGGAAAUGUCAGGAAAGGCCAGAAGCCCCCCCAGAUGAGAACAUCAGAGACCAUCAGAGAACAUCAGAGACCACCAGAGAACAUCAGAGACCAUCAGAGAACAUCAGAGGCCAUCAGAGACCACCAGAGAACAUCAGAGAACAUAAGAGAACAUCAGAGAACACCAGAGAACAUCAGAGAACAUAAGAGAACAUCAGAGACCAUCAGAGACCACCAGAGACCACCAGAUGCCAUCAGAGGCCACCAGAGAACAUCAGAACCCACCAGAGGCCACCUGUCCUGUGCCCCCCCCCCCGUCCCUCCUUCAGGUGGAGGAAUUUGA
Messenger RNA from Menidia menidia (Atlantic silverside), 1758 nucleotides. NCBI's taxonomy places the organism in Eukaryota, Metazoa, Chordata, Actinopteri, Atheriniformes, Atherinopsidae. The record is from the annotation of a GenBank genome assembly.